Homo sapiens (human) is the source of this 3161-nucleotide messenger RNA. It is a transcript of the gene ENO1, whose product is annotated as enolase 1. Gene Ontology annotation, biological process: canonical glycolysis; gluconeogenesis; glycolytic process. Gene Ontology annotation, cellular component: cytoplasm; phosphopyruvate hydratase complex; nucleus. Bases 1776 to 2801 code for a protein of 341 amino acids. The record is from RefSeq and is marked reviewed. Gene Ontology annotation, molecular function: magnesium ion binding; phosphopyruvate hydratase activity. The transcript has 11 exons. NCBI's taxonomy places the organism in Eukaryota, Metazoa, Chordata, Mammalia, Primates, Hominidae.
AGUAUCUGUGGGUACCCGGAGCACGGAGAUCUCGCCGGCUUUACGUUCACCUCGGUGUCUGCAGCACCCUCCGCUUCCUCUCCUAGGCGACGAGACCCAGUGGCUAGAAGUUCACCAUGUCUAUUCUCAAGAUCCAUGCCAGGGAGAUCUUUGACUCUCGCGGGAAUCCCACUGUUGAGGUUGAUCUCUUCACCUCAAAAGGUCUCUUCAGAGCUGCUGUGCCCAGUGGUGCUUCAACUGGUAUCUAUGAGGCCCUAGAGCUCCGGGACAAUGAUAAGACUCGCUAUAUGGGGAAGGGUAAGCCUUAGAACCCACAGCCCAUGGCCUCCCUGCUUCCAGCCCCAUUCCUGGCCUUGCCCAGUCCUGUCCUCUCUGGGUGGCACUUGCACUUGCAGGUUUAUGGCAGGUAAACCUGCUGUGACCCAUGAUGUUGAUGGAAGCAGUGCACCACCUUGUGGACAGGAAAGUUGGUGUGUGGAUUCCGGGGUUCCCGAGCCUGCAUGCUCUGGGUCGAGAGUUCCAAUGCUUGCUUCUAUUGCAGUUUGUUCCCAAUCUGCGAAAUACUCCUUCACGGUUAGGACAGGAACCCAAGCAUGAGAACAGGGCCUGUUAACUAAAGAAAAGUUUCCCCAUCUCCCAGGAGGGUUCUGUGGGCCCUCCAGAGAUCAUCAGCCUCUUCACGGGCUAGAAAGGAUCCAGGGAAGGUCUAACCAAUGACCUGCCCUGAAUGGUGAGCUGCAGGUGUGUCAUUUAGUGUGAUUUUCCUGUUGACUGACUCAUAGGAGCCCUGCUCUGUGGCAGAGCUAGCCUCUGGCUGUAUUCAAAUUGACUUAGUGUGUGUGCAACAUUGACCUUUCUAGAGAUAGAACAUGUGGCCAAAUUACAGAAAAGCACAUAGGGCUAGAUCACGCAUUCUCAGUGGGGCACCCGGAAAACUCCAAAAAGGCUGCAGGGAGGGGACAAUGAUGAAAUCAGGUUGUGAAACACUGGGCUGGUGUCGCAGUGGUGGUGCUGGGUGUUCAGUCCCGCUUUAAUGCUGUAAGAAGCACUCUACACACACGAACAUGUUACCAUUUGACCGUUGUUUAAUGGCGUACGUGGGGACUUAGCCGGAGCAGGAUGAUGCUGUGCCUUGAUGGUAAUGAGUGCUCAGUAAGUAAGCAUUUGUGGAAGAUUGAACGCAUGGCCCCUGAAAUGCUCUCCUCUGCUUUCCUGCCCCCUCACUGUCUCUCACUCGCAGUCCUUAAUCACCGGUUCUCUUCUGAGUCUCUCUCAUUUUUCCUUCUUCAUCCUCUGCUGGGCAGGCGUCUCCAGACCCAUUAAGUAUAUUAAUGAGUUCCUGGCACCAGCCCUGUGCACUCAGGUAACUGAUUGAACAGCCUUUAGUCUGCAGUUGGCGUUUCCAGUGCAUGGUCUUGCAAACUAACCUCCAGUCAGAUCGUUCUGAGCCAGCUGCUGUUUUGUGUGGCUCUAACCCUCUGGGGUCCUAGGUAGGAGCACUCAGACUGGGCCGGAAAGUCCUCCGAUUCUGGGGGGAAAGGGGAGAGGGGGAAGAGGUCCCACAGAAGGUCCCUUGGUGGGCUUCCGCGUCGGCCUCAACAGUGGUUCUCUCUAACAAUGCUGCUCAAGCCUGUUUUAAAGUUAAUGUCAGUAAUUUGAUUUGAUUGUUCCUUCCAGGUGUCUCAAAGGCUGUUGAGCACAUCAAUAAAACUAUUGCGCCUGCCCUGGUUAGCAAGAAACUGAACGUCACAGAACAAGAGAAGAUUGACAAACUGAUGAUCGAGAUGGAUGGAACAGAAAAUAAAUCUAAGUUUGGUGCGAACGCCAUUCUGGGGGUGUCCCUUGCCGUCUGCAAAGCUGGUGCCGUUGAGAAGGGGGUCCCCCUGUACCGCCACAUCGCUGACUUGGCUGGCAACUCUGAAGUCAUCCUGCCAGUCCCGGCGUUCAAUGUCAUCAAUGGCGGUUCUCAUGCUGGCAACAAGCUGGCCAUGCAGGAGUUCAUGAUCCUCCCAGUCGGUGCAGCAAACUUCAGGGAAGCCAUGCGCAUUGGAGCAGAGGUUUACCACAACCUGAAGAAUGUCAUCAAGGAGAAAUAUGGGAAAGAUGCCACCAAUGUGGGGGAUGAAGGCGGGUUUGCUCCCAACAUCCUGGAGAAUAAAGAAGGCCUGGAGCUGCUGAAGACUGCUAUUGGGAAAGCUGGCUACACUGAUAAGGUGGUCAUCGGCAUGGACGUAGCGGCCUCCGAGUUCUUCAGGUCUGGGAAGUAUGACCUGGACUUCAAGUCUCCCGAUGACCCCAGCAGGUACAUCUCGCCUGACCAGCUGGCUGACCUGUACAAGUCCUUCAUCAAGGACUACCCAGUGGUGUCUAUCGAAGAUCCCUUUGACCAGGAUGACUGGGGAGCUUGGCAGAAGUUCACAGCCAGUGCAGGAAUCCAGGUAGUGGGGGAUGAUCUCACAGUGACCAACCCAAAGAGGAUCGCCAAGGCCGUGAACGAGAAGUCCUGCAACUGCCUCCUGCUCAAAGUCAACCAGAUUGGCUCCGUGACCGAGUCUCUUCAGGCGUGCAAGCUGGCCCAGGCCAAUGGUUGGGGCGUCAUGGUGUCUCAUCGUUCGGGGGAGACUGAAGAUACCUUCAUCGCUGACCUGGUUGUGGGGCUGUGCACUGGGCAGAUCAAGACUGGUGCCCCUUGCCGAUCUGAGCGCUUGGCCAAGUACAACCAGCUCCUCAGAAUUGAAGAGGAGCUGGGCAGCAAGGCUAAGUUUGCCGGCAGGAACUUCAGAAACCCCUUGGCCAAGUAAGCUGUGGGCAGGCAAGCCCUUCGGUCACCUGUUGGCUACACAGACCCCUCCCCUCGUGUCAGCUCAGGCAGCUCGAGGCCCCCGACCAACACUUGCAGGGGUCCCUGCUAGUUAGCGCCCCACCGCCGUGGAGUUCGUACCGCUUCCUUAGAACUUCUACAGAAGCCAAGCUCCCUGGAGCCCUGUUGGCAGCUCUAGCUUUGCAGUCGUGUAAUUGGCCCAAGUCAUUGUUUUUCUCGCCUCACUUUCCACCAAGUGUCUAGAGUCAUGUGAGCCUCGUGUCAUCUCCGGGGUGGCCACAGGCUAGAUCCCCGGUGGUUUUGUGCUCAAAAUAAAAAGCCUCAGUGACCCAUGAGAAUA